This is a messenger RNA of Neohortaea acidophila, 3105 nucleotides long. Its product is annotated as armadillo-type protein. Gene Ontology annotation, cellular component: nuclear envelope; cytosol. Gene Ontology annotation, molecular function: small GTPase binding. Lineage: Eukaryota; Fungi; Ascomycota; Dothideomycetes; Mycosphaerellales; Teratosphaeriaceae. The record is from RefSeq and is a predicted model, not a curated record. Bases 1 to 3105 code for a protein of 1034 amino acids. Gene Ontology annotation, biological process: protein import into nucleus. The transcript has a single exon.
AUGCCCUCCUUCUCCAUCGAGGUCGCUGGAGAGGCGAACCCUCUGACGGAGAAUCUUCUGGUCCGCAGCCUUACUUCUGCUGCAUCUUCAGAUCAGAAUCAGAUUCAAACGGGUACCAAGCAGCUCGAGCAAUGGGAGAAGUCGCCAGGCUUCUACAGGCAUCUUCAGAGCGCUUACUUGGAUGACCGGCUACCAUUGGAGAUUCGGUAUCUGGCCAUCAUCCAGCUCAAGAAUGGCAUCGACAAGUAUUGGAGGAAAACGGCGCUGAACGCCGUAUCGAAGGAGGACAAGGAGAUCAUCCGCUCUCGUCUACUUGACUCCGCGUUGAAUGAAACGGACGACCGUCUGGCCUUGCAAAAUGCUCUUCUCAUCGCCAAAAUUGCGAGAUCCGAAUACCCCAACGACUGGCCAGACGCACUCUCUUCCGUUGCCAAUGUACUCCGAUCACAAGCUCCGCCCCUCCAGCUUGCACGCGCGCUUCUCGUACUCUUACACAUCGUCAAAGAACUCUCCACUGGACGGCUACAACGCACCCGGCAGAAUCUCCAGGCUGCUACCCCUGAAAUUCUCCACGUACUGGGUACUCUCUAUGCUACUUCCGUCUCUUCCUGGCAAUCACACCUGGAAGAGGCCACCAUGAAACAAAGCCUUCUCGCCAUCAAAGUUCUACGCAGGCUCAUCAUUCACGGCUACGAACAUCCCAAUCGAGACGCCGCCGUGGCAUCACUUUGGCAGCUCACACAACAACAUCUUGCAACCUUCAUGCAAUACCAAGAACAACAAAACCCCCAGACUGUGCUGAUCGACAAGCACAUGGUUCAACUGGCGAAAUUGCACCACGAAAUGGCCCGUGAGCAUCCAGCUGCAUUCGCCCUAUUACCCAACUCAAUCGAACUAGUCCGCUCCUACUGGGCACUGGUCAAAAGCUAUGGCGAGAACUUUGGCUCUAAGGAAGCUGUGGUAUCUGCUGUAACUUCUGCCAGGAUCGGUUUGGAUGGGGACGCCGAUGAGGAUAAGCCCACCAUGGAGAAGCUGGCGCUGAAAGGCCUUCUGAUAAUUCGUGCUUGCGCCAAAAUGGUCCACAAUCCCGCCCAAACCUUCAAGCACCGAACGCCACAAGACAAAGAGGAGAAGUCGAAAGCCACGGAGUUGAUCAAGAAUGAACUCCUCACCCAACCCUUUGUGAAAGAGGUUAUGGAGAUCAUCGUGACUCGCUUCUUCGUUUUCAGAGCCAGUGAUUUGCGAGAAUGGGAAGAGGAGCCGGAAGAAUGGGAGAAGCGGGAGGAGGGCGAGGGAGAAGACUGGGAAUUCUCGGUCCGCUCAUGCUCGGAGAAGCUUUUCCUCGAUCUGGCUAUCAACUACAAGGACUUGCUGGUGCAGCCCUUGUUGGCUGUCUUCUAUUCCGUCGCAACUCCGGAGAACGAGAACAUCUUGUUCAAAGAUUCGGUCUACACGGCCAUUGGUCUUGCUGCCCCAGUCGUGCAGGAGCAACUCGACUUUGACGCUUUCAUUCGGCAGGUCCUUGCCGUCGAAGUGGAGAAACAACUUCCAGGCUACAACAUCAUCCGACGGCGAGCCGCAAUCCUGCUGGGCCAAUGGAUUGCCGUCAAAAUAUCCGACGACACGAGACCCACAGUCUAUGAGAUCUUCCAGCAUCUUCUAGACAAGCAGGAUUCGCUAAACGACCAGGUGGUGAGAGUGACGGCUGGCCGGCAGUUCAAAACCAUCUGCGACGACUGGGAGUUCAAGGUCGACCACUUCAUGCCAUACGCAGAGACUACACUGCUCAGACUGAUGCAACUGAUCGAGGAAGUCGAGUUGACUGAGACCAAGAUGGCUCUCCUUGAUUCCAUCUCAAACGCCGUCGUGAGACUGGAACACAGAAUCGCGCCCUUUGCCGAACGCAUUGUCAACAUGCUCCCAUCACUAUGGGCUGCUUCUGGAGACGAACACCUCAUGAAGCAAGCCAUCUUGACCAUUCUCGCUCGUCUAGUCAACGCCUUGAAAGCUGAUGGCCUUCCCCUUCACAUGUUGGCCUAUCCCAUCAUCCGUGGCGCCGUGGAGCCGGGAUCGGAGACUCAAGUCUAUCUACUGGACGAUGCAAUGGAUCUCUGGGCUGACGUUGUCGUGCAAACACCCACGCCGGCUUCCCCAGAGCUGCUCGCAAUGGUGAGAUACCUGUACCCCAUCUACGAGCUCGGGUCGGAGAAUUUGCGCAAAGCAUUGGAGAUCACGGCAUCGUACAUACUUCUCGCACCGGAGUAUAUGCUGGCCGCGGAUCGCAGAAUCGAGCUGUUUGGAGCUCUUGCCGGACUGCUUGGGAGCCUGCGGCCUGAUGCGAAUGGCCUGGUGUGCAAUCUCUUGGAGAUGGUGAUUCGCAGUGCUGAGCAGCUUGGAGCAGAAGGCGGCGCCCUCCCUGUCAUAUCAGAUCUGGUGAAGAGCGGGAUUGUGGAGAAGUUACUCAAAGGACUCAAGGGGAGUUGGACUGCUCACUGCACUACCGGGCCAAACAGGAAGGAGCCUCCAGUUGACGGCAUCAUGGAGACCGACUACUUGUCCAUCAUCGCCAGGAUCAUCCUUGCAUCCACCCAUGGCUUCAUCCAGAUUACCGACCACUUUGCAUCGGAUCGCAGCUUCACCGGCGCCAAAGGAGAACAAAUCACGGACUGGCUGCUGGAAGAGUGGUUCUCCCACUUUGAGAACGUUGGCGAUCCGUCAAGACGCAAAUUGAUGUGUCUUGCUCUCACUCAAUUGCUCGAGACGAAUCGCCACUUCAUACUGGUCAGAUUGCAAUCGCUCAUGACGGUCUGGACGGAUGUGAUCACCGAGCUUCGUGACAGCGCGGAAGAGACGACUGGAGACUCGCUUGUCUACAGCAACGGUGAUCAGCCGACCGAUGGCAGUAUGGAAUCCCCCGAGGAUGCGCGAAGAAGACAAUGGACCUACAGCGAUGCUGUGCACACUGCCAAUCUACCUGCAUUUGUCACGCGGCAUCUUCAGCAAGCGAUUCAGGCCGCGGGAGGGCUGGAAAUUUUUCAACAGGAGUGGCUCGUUAACGUCGAUCAGGACAUUCUGGCUGCUUUUUCGGCAAUGGGAAUUAUAUGA